Mugil cephalus (flathead mullet) is the source of this 1319-nucleotide messenger RNA. RefSeq names its product proteinase-activated receptor 2-like. The transcript is spliced from 4 exons. Gene Ontology annotation, molecular function: G protein-coupled receptor activity. NCBI's taxonomy places the organism in Eukaryota, Metazoa, Chordata, Actinopteri, Mugiliformes, Mugilidae. Gene Ontology annotation, cellular component: membrane. The record is from RefSeq and is a predicted model, not a curated record. The coding region runs from base 88 to 1050 and encodes 320 amino acids. Gene Ontology annotation, biological process: phospholipase C-activating G protein-coupled receptor signaling pathway; positive regulation of Rho protein signal transduction.
CAUUCUGCUGUAGACUGUUUAGAUGCAGAGAACAGAGCCAACAAUAGAGUGAGGAACUCAUUCAGACACCAGGAUUCAAACUGAACAAUGGAACAUUUCAACAUCAGCACCACAUGGAACGAAAGUUAUGAAGAAAACAACAAUAGCAACAGCUUCAACAACAAUGAACACAACAAUUUCCAAUACUGCACCAUUAAUGGCUGCGAUAAACACAAAGCAGCAUUCAUCUCAUAUGUUAUUACAUGGAUCAUCGUCUGCAUCAGUCUUCCUUUGAUCCUACUGGCCAUCUACUCACUGUCAUCUCUGGUCAGAAAGGAUCACGGUGCUCCAGUCUACGUCAUCAACCUCCUCAUUUCUGAUCUGGUUCAGAUCAUCUGCAUGAUUGCUGGGGUGGCUUCCGGGGAGUUCUUGGCUGCUGGAGUUUUCUUCUAUCAUUAUGGUCUGUUGUCCAGCGUUGGCUUCAUGGUGUGUAUCUCCCUAGAAAGGUAUCUGGUCAUCGUCUGGCCACUGUGGUACAGAUUCAGAAGAACCAUCAAGACCUCUGUGGUGGUCUGUGUCCUAGCCUGGAUCCUCCCUCUUGUUCUUAUCUUCCCCUUGUUUGUUUUUUCAGUUUCUUUGGAGAUCACAUUCAUCAUGUAUGCUUUCUUACUCCUCCUCCCCCUCUCUCUGUUCAUCUUCUUCCUGGGUGGGACUCUUAAAGCCCUGUCUGCAUCCAUCAGUGUCUCCUCUGAUGAAAAACGAAGAAUUGUGGCAGUUUUGGUCGUAGUGCUGCUUAUUUACAUACUGCUGUUCCUGCCCAGAAUCAUUUGGUUUCUGGCAGGAGAAUACAGAAAGAACACUAGCUUCAUCACUUUGUGUGACAUUCUCCUUGAGUUGAGUCCUCUUGCAGACUUGAUUUUGUACAUUUUCAUGAGGAAAGGAACCACAGACAAGAUUUUGGCCUCACUGUGUUGUUGCAGGAUGCAGCUUCAGGAAUCAUCAGAUGAACAGCAUGAACAACAGACAGCCUGUUCACAGUCAGCUUCAUAUAGGCAGGAAGUAGAAGUUUGAGGAACUAAUUCUCUCCAUCCAUCCAUUAUAUCAUGCAUCCAAACUCUAACAUUUUAAUUCCCAUUCCACACUGUAUGUACAGAAUGUCCUUACAUUUCUGUUUACCUCUAUAUAUUUUUCAGAGGUUUUUUUUUUUUUUUUUGUAAAUUCUGUCAAAUUUGAUAGUGUUUUCAUAGGUUUUUUGUAUAUAUGUUUGUCUAAUUCUGUGCAACUGCGACAAGGAAAUUUUUCAUAUGUGGGACAAAUAAACAAUAUCUUAUGUCUGAUCA